Mycena indigotica is the source of this 2562-nucleotide messenger RNA. RefSeq names its product Telo-bind domain-containing protein. The transcript is spliced from 10 exons. Gene Ontology annotation, molecular function: G-rich strand telomeric DNA binding; telomerase inhibitor activity. Gene Ontology annotation, biological process: telomere capping; regulation of telomere maintenance via telomerase. NCBI's taxonomy places the organism in Eukaryota, Fungi, Basidiomycota, Agaricomycetes, Agaricales, Mycenaceae. Gene Ontology annotation, cellular component: nuclear telomere cap complex; chromosome, telomeric region. The coding region runs from base 10 to 2562 and encodes 850 amino acids. The record is from RefSeq and is a predicted model, not a curated record.
AAGACCCUCAUGUUGUCCAAGUCCCAGAAGCGACCCGGUGAAGAGUUUCCCAACGCUGCUAAACGCGUCAAACGCGAUAAUAUCACGCUCAAAGACAAGAAUGCCACCAACCGUACAAACUCUGCAUCCACCCCAUCUAAUUCAACGGACGACUGGUUUAUGACCCCUCGCCAUAAUGCUCCAGCCAAACUUUUUGUCAAGAAGCCGACGGUUAUGGAUGUCGAGGAAGUCGGAGAGAACGAGGAGAUGGCCAGUCUAGACAGCGAACCACCGCCUGGUCUAUCCAAGGCCGCCUGGAAAAAUAAGCAACGUAAACUACGAGCAAAGCAGCGGAAGUUUCAGGCAGCAGAUCCUGCGGGUAACUCAACGAGGCAGAAAACCAGCACUGUUGAUGUCGACAUGGUUGUUGACCCUCCUGUAAAACUGCACCAAUCAGAGGCCCCUAAACCGAAAGUUAAGGCCGACGUGAUCUCGGCGAAUGUUGAAACGCUGGCCAAAUCUCCGUCUCCGCCUCCACCUAUAACUUCAACUACUCCUCCUGUUCCCCAGCCACCCUCUCGGUACACAACUCUAGCUUCGACACCACAAAAUGGAAGCAUAUUCUCUGUUAUUGGCGUGGUCGCAUUCGUGGCACCUCUCAAGAAAACGAGUAGUGGAGACUGGAGCCAUCAUAUGCGAAUAGUCGAUUCUUCCAACUGCAAUGCCACAGUUCCUUCGAAUAAGGAGGGUUAUACGAUCAACUCUUUUGCCUCAAAGCAUUCCGAAUGGUUACCCAACGUGCAAGUGGGAAGCGUUGUCAUUCUGCAUGGCCUCAAGAGCAAACCCGAUACAAACUGGGGGGCUGUCGGCUAUAAAGACUUAUUCCAGUGGGCUAUAUAUGAUGCGAUUGGCGGUCGAGUAUGGCAUGGGGAUCUAGGACAAGCUCCAAGUUCCGAGCUCAUUACUGACAAAUCUGGACGGCGCCGUAACUUUUCUCCGUUCUAUGCUGCUUCUGGCGAGGACAUGAACUAUUGCAUUGGACUGCAUGAUUGGUGGACUACAGUUCAAGACAUCCGUGGCAAAGACGUUAUUAAUGUCCAGAUCACCCCUCCCUCCAGGCGCCCGCACUGCAACCCAUCGCAAGCAAAUUCACAAUAUUUUGAUUGGACGGCCGAAGUAUUGCAUAAGCAACAAAACGAGAAAACCUAUACAUUAUAUCUCACGGACUACACGGAGAUUCCCGAGGCCCGUUCCUGCCACCAGGAUUGGUGUCCUUCUGCACUCAGCGGAUGCGUGCUGCGCCUCGAAAUGUUCGAUAAGGCCCGACAGAUAGGCCCAACCAUGACUGUAGGACAAAUCUACUGUCUCAAAAACAUACGGAAAGAUUUUUUCUACGACAACAAGCUGCAAGGAAAGAUCGUCGAAAACAAAAUAUCAAAACUCAAUGAAAACGACCACCGUGUUGCGGAAAUUCUCGCACGAAAAGCUCAAGUGGACAUCUCUCUGGCGAAUGUUUCGGAAUGCGAAAGUGAGGUCACGUGCGUCGAGAAUAUCCGUCCUGGCUUCAAUGGCCAACUACUUGUCGAGCUAGUUCGUUCUGAAAACAGCGAAAUCUAUGUGACCGACUACACAACACAUCCUCAACUUCCAUUACUUCGUUAUUCGUGGGCCAAGGGCUUGGAUCAUCGUAUUCUCCAGAUCAGCCUCUUUGACAAACAGGCCGAACAUGCCAGGCUCUUGCAAACUGGCCAAUACUUUGUGUUUGAGUAUGUGCGAAUCAACCAGAAAUACUCUUCUCUGUCUGGCCGCAUGGGUGGCGACAAGAUGUUGAUGCACAAGACGAGUCUACAAAGCCCGAAAUUUGGACAUCUGGUCGAGGAACUGAUUCAACGCAAAAAGAAUAUCGGAGGACCCCAGCAUGUGUCGCCUCACAACCCUAUAAUGAAGUCAAUCGCUACGCCAACAGCGUCACCGCCGAAAAAAAGUAUUUCCCCGAAACCCUUUGCUGCUACUUCUACCUCCAUACCAACGAUCAGGCCCGCUAUCACUUCGUCUGGGAAGGCCGCUCUUGCACGCACUCCUCAAUCUGACGCCACACACACCAUCAAUGAGCUCCAGUUCGCCGAGUUCAAUGGACCGUUCAUUAUCCACGCUCGAGUCAUCGACUUCCAUCCUCUGAAGUUGGCACACGCAUUCAAGCGAGUUUGUCGUCGCUGCCUCGCGGAUGUUGAAGAAGAAGAAUGUCAUUUGUGCCAUGACUCCAAAUACGUGAAGGUCAUCUGUCGUCUGUGUGUUCUAGUUGAGGACGAAAGUGGAGCACAACUCCAGUUGUCGAUAUCUGGGCGCGAUACACCAAUACUGUCUGGCUUUGAGGCGGUUCUUUUGCAUGAAAACCGAGAGGCUGCCGACCGGUUUUCGCAACGCAUGCGACCUCUGCUAGGAAACUUGGAAGAAGUUCAUACGGAGCUUGAGAACGGCCGGAGGCUUGAGCCUUCGGGCAUGGCUAUGAACUUGAUGGUCGAUCGCUGGCAAAACCGAGAGAAGGAGUGGGUGUAUGGACUGCAUAGUCUAUGCGACAUUUGA